This is a messenger RNA of Salvia splendens (bonfire salvia), 1329 nucleotides long. Its product is annotated as methyl-CpG-binding domain-containing protein 10-like. The record is from RefSeq and is a predicted model, not a curated record. The transcript has 3 exons. Lineage: Eukaryota; Viridiplantae; Streptophyta; Magnoliopsida; Lamiales; Lamiaceae. Gene Ontology annotation, molecular function: DNA binding. The coding region runs from base 168 to 1097 and encodes 309 amino acids.
CUCUCGCGGGUGCCACGUGUCCCACGUAAAAUAUCUCUUUGCUCCUUUUGAGGUGGUUUUAGCAUUAUCUCGAAAUAAGGCGUCGUGGCGGUUAAGCUUUGGAGCACAUUUUUGUUUAGUUUUGAGAUACAGAGUAGAGAGAAGCAGAGAAGAGGUGCACGAGAAUUAUGGCGGAGAUUCAGCGCAGUGACGAAGUUGUGUCGGUGGAGCUCCCAGCUCCUGCUUCCUGGAAGAAAUUGUACCUACCGAAAAGGGGUGGAACUCCAAGGAAAAAUGAGAUUGUAUUUGUUGCACCUACUGGGGAGGAGAUCAGCAGCCGCAAGCAAUUGGAGCAGUACCUAAAAUCCCACGAGGGGAAUCCUGCAAUAUCUGAAUUCGACUGGGGUACCGGUGAAACGCCAAGAAGAUCUGCUAGGAUCAGUGAGAAGGUGAAGUCAAGUCCUACAUCUUUGGAGAUCGAGCCACAAAUGAAACGUCGCAAAAGAUCAUCGAUAACUAAGAAAGAGAAAGAGGCAGAAGCUGGGAAAGAGGAAGCUGAGGGGACUGAAAUUGAUGGAAAGCCAGAUGCAGGAAAAGAAGCUGCGAAAGAGGAAGCUGAUGGAAAGCAAGAUGCUGAAAAAGAAGCUGAGGGGAUGGAAGUUGAUGGAAAGCAAGAUGCUGUAACUGAAGACAAGGCUGGUGAAGAUAAAGAAACCAAAGUCUGUAGUGAAGACAAACUGCAGGAGGAUAUGAAUGGGAAGGAUGAUGUGAAAGAUAAUGGCACUGGAGAAGGAGAAAAAGCUGAACACGAGAAGGUAUCUGAGAAUGUGAAGGAGCCUGUAUCUGUGGCUGCUCCACACGCAUCUUCUGAACUUACCACCCCGGAUAAGCCCAAUGAAAAUGAACUGGGAGCAACUGAUGGAGCUGAAACGCAGGUGGCCAAUGGGGGGCCCCACGUAUCUACUCAGGAAAUGAACGGGAUCCAGGAAGCCAGUAUCAAAACGAGCAUGCAGGAACAGGAGCAGGAGCAAGGUAAUAAUCUGAAAGCUGAGUCCAUGGAUAACAGCAAGGUGAACCAAUCGCCACAUCAUCCGUCUCCAACUCCCAUUAGUUGUUAAAUGUUGUUAAUGUAGAGCAUCUAAGUGUCGGGUACCUUUUUUCUGAUUUUGAAAAUACACCAAACUUGGAUGACUGUAAUCUUAAUGUAACUAGAUGCUGUUAGAGAUAGGAGGAGUUGGUUAUGUUUUACAUUUGACAUUCGUAGCUUUUGUGUAUUCUGGUGAUGUGGAUAUCAUGUUAUAUUAUGCCAUGCUGCUCCGGCCUGACUUCGCUGCCGCGGCUAUUAUGUUA